Molecule: messenger RNA, 471 nt
Organism: Melanaphis sacchari
Lineage: Eukaryota; Metazoa; Arthropoda; Insecta; Hemiptera; Aphididae
Exons: 7
Coding region: 27-329 (100 amino acids)
Source: RefSeq, a predicted model, not a curated record
AAGUUAUUACGGAAUCGAAAACUUGGAUGGAAGUUAUCACAGAAUCGAAAACUUGGAUGGAUACCAGUAAAUUGAACGCUCCAAAAGAAGAUACCAAGGAAUCGAUAAAUUUUAUGGAGAAUUUUUAUUUUUAUAACAAUAACUCGAACGCUCCAAAAGACGAAGCAGCGAUAUACUUCCGGUAUCUUAUGAGUGUUAUUAAAGCUGAAGCAUCUACAUAUGCUUCCUUCCUUCCUAAAAAUUGGUGUGAAUAUAACAUACCUAUAAUAAUGAAUCAAUUGGAAUUAAAGACGCCUACUGUUGAAAGUAACAAAACUAUUGAAAGUUAACCAUUAGAUAAUAAAAAUAUGUUAAAUUGAUUUAAUGAACAUAGUUAUGUCAUGAUUAGUUAAUCAUCUGAUAUGUUGAAAUAAUUAAUAUACUAACUUAACUGAACCAAUUAAAUUGUAAUUUAAGUAUUUACUUUUAGGA